GCUUUAUUGCACCCAACCUUUUGCCAACUUUAUGUACGAACCACCGACGCAAUUGCAUUAUUUAAAGUCAGCGCAUCGUAGAAUCAUACAAGAAAAAUCGUCUCGUCUCGAUGAAAUCAAACUCUAUACUUCCACAACACUCCAAAGCACAAAUUCCACUAAAUUUAUAGGCAUUACAGCUUUGAGAAAGAGAAGCUUAAACUCCUAGCUUCAAGAGAUUAAGAGAGCAAUUCCCUUCCCCAAAAUCCCUGUGGGAGCUCCCACGGUAGAAGAAUUUAUGGAAGACUUGAGAUCCAAAUCAUGUGGCGAUGGAAGAACGCAGCAGAUAGGGAGCUAUAGCGGACCCACUUCGUCGUAUGGGAACGGUAUCCACAGCAUGCAAGAUCUUAGGUGUUACAGUGCAUCCUAUGCCUCAACAACGCGCCCUGGCCAGACCCACAUGCCGAAUACUGAUGCUAAGUUCAAGAAAGGCAAGUCAACAAAUGGGUCUUCUUCAAAGAGCUGGAGUUUCAAUGAUCCGGAGUUGAAGAGGAAGAAGAGGGUGGCUAGCUAUAAGGUUUACACUGUUGAAGGGAAGGUGAAAGGGUCUUUAAAGAAGAGUUUUAGGUGGCUCAAGGAUAGGUACUCUAGGGUAGUUUAUGGAUGGUGGUAAAUUUGUGGGUCAAUUUAAUCUACUUGGUUGGUUGGUUCAAUCUCUCUACUGUUUCACAGCCCUUUGAAUGAAUACGUGGGUAAAGACCAAAGAUGUUUGAGAUCUAACGCAGUGGUCCUGUUGAAUUAAUAAUCGUUUUAAAUUGCUUUGUAUACCUGGGUAUAUCUUUAGAAUUGUUAAUUAAAAUGAUGAGUUUAAACUUUUCUUUCUGUUUGUGGUUCAAGUCUCGUUCGUCUCUUCCCAAAUUGUAAGCUAUCUGAUUCUGAAGGCAUAAUUACAUUGACAAUGGGAACAUGAAUAUUCAAUGCUUGUGGUA
Messenger RNA from Theobroma cacao (cacao), 968 nucleotides. Its product is annotated as DUF3511 domain protein (DUF3511). The record is from RefSeq and is a predicted model, not a curated record. NCBI's taxonomy places the organism in Eukaryota, Viridiplantae, Streptophyta, Magnoliopsida, Malvales, Malvaceae.